GCUCCACGUGGUUUUGUCUUUUUUUUUCCCCCUUUUUUGCCGAGUUCCACCCACGUGGCUGCCCGAGCUGGUCGGCGGAAGCAGCUCAGGCAGCCAAAGCCACUUGUGAAGAAGAUUUAUGGGCCACCAAAGCCACUUUGUAAAGUUUGGUGGCUGCAGAUGGACCAGGACUUGGCUCUCCUUUCCGUUGCCUUGUUUCAGGAUGCUUUUAUUUAUUUCCUGCAAACCUGGGAUGCCUGCCUGUUGGAAUCAUUGCAGUUAGUAACACGGUUUAUGUUACCUGAAAGUGACGAGGGAACCAAAGGUCCGGAGAAUGAAGAGAAACAAAAUGGCAUCUCUAAGGAAGAGAAACCAAGGGGAAAGAAACGGGCUUCUUCCGAAGGCCUCUUGCAGCCGGUGAAAUUGGGCAAAAGUGAGCUGUACAAGGUGCCCACCAACGAAGAGCUGAGCCACCUCAAGGAGACCGAGAACCUGUUUCAUUCCAACCUUCUGCGCCUGCAGAUUGAGGAGCUGUUGAAAGAGGUGACCCUCAAGGAGAAGAGGAAGCAGAGGAUCAAUGCCUUCCUUCACGAAAUCAGCGCCAUGCUUAAGAACGUCCCGGAGGUUCCGGCGAGAGACAUCACCGACCAGUCCUGGCUUCCCACGGGAGUGAAAGUCCCUAUCCUGCAGAUUCCUUUCAAGGUGAAGGGCAAGUUCCAUUUUCUGCCCCCAGCAGAGGUGAAGGUGGUGGGGAGUUACCUGCUGGGCACCUGCAUCAAGCCGGAGGUGAAUGUGGAUGUGGCAGUGAUCAUGCCCAAGGAAGUUUUCCAAGAGAAGGAUAACCUCAACCAGCGCUACCACCGCAAGAGGGCCCUCUACCUGGCCCACCUGGCCCAACACCUGGCCGAGACACACCGCUUCGGGAGUGUGGCCUUUGCCUACCUGAACGGCAACCAUCUGAAGCCCAUUGUGCUCCUCCAGCCACAAGGGAAGGAUGCAAAGACGCUGACCAUCCGCCUCCAUGCCUGCCGCCCGGGGGUCUUCCGGCCCCUCCGUUUGCACCCCAGCAAAAACAACGUCCGGACUGCUUGGUUCACGGAGAAGGACUUGCCCGGGACAGGAGUCGCUGAGCCCCCCACCCCCCAUUACAACAACUCCAUUUUGUGGGACCUGGUGAUGGAGACCAACCUGCUCUACCUUUCCGAGGCGGCCAGCGCCUUCCGGGGCUUCCAAGAUGGAGUGGCCCUCCUCAAAGUUUGGCUCCGCCAGCGAGAGCUGCAUCAGGGUCUGGGAUGUUUCAACGGCUUCAUGGCCUCCAUGCUGGUGGGAUACCUGCUGGCCACUCACAAGAUCAGCAAAAUGAUGAGCGCGUACCAGGUGCUGCGAAACGCUCUCCACUUCUUGGCUACUACAGACCUGACAACAUCUGGAAUCAGUCUCUCAAAAGACAAAGAACCCAGUCUGCCUUCCCUGACGGACUUCCACCAGGCAUCCCAAGUGGUGUUUGUAGACUCUUCUGGACUGGUGAACCUGUGUGCGGAUAUGACUGCCAACACUUACAAGCAGGUCCAGUUUGAAGCCAGGCAGUCGAUGGAGAUUCUGGAUGACACAACGGUGGAUGGGUUUCAGCUGCUUUUCAUGACCCAGAAGCCUCUGCUCCGGACCUUCGAUCACGUGUUUCACCUCCGUCACGUCUCCAAACUCCAGGCGGCUUGCCAGAAGAUGCAGCUGCUCAACGCGUUGAUGGACCGCGGCGGGAAUUACGUGGCCGCCGUUCUCCCGUUCUUCCUCAGCUUGCUGGAGCGCGGACUGGCCCGGCGGUUGGUGCUCCUGGCUCAUCGGUUGCCUCAGACUCCACCGUGGCCGAUUCACGUCGACCCCCCGAAGCACAAAGACGUCGGUUCCUUAUCCUUCGGACUGUUGCUAAAUCUUGACUUUGCAAACAGUGUUUUGGAGCGAGGACCAGAAGCAGAUCAAGAUGAGGCCAUGGAGUUUCGGCAAUUUUGGGGAGAGCGGUCGGAGCUGAGGCGUUUCCAAGAUGGCGCCAUCUGCGAGGCCGUUUUGUGGGAUGCUGCAAAUCUGUGCCAGAAACGUCUUGUUCCAGAGCAAAUAAUACGUCAUAUUUUGAAACUGCACCUGGACAUUCCGGAGACUUCUAUUUCGUACACGGGGGCCCUGCUGGAACCCCUAAUUAAACUGGGGCGUGAGCCUGCAGGGACUGGCGAGGAAGACAUGGUCAGCUUGAUCCGUUCCUACGACGACCUGAGCCGCAAGCUCUGGCACCUGGAGGGGAUGCCCUUAACGGUGACAGCGGUACAAGGAGCUCACCCUGCCCUUUGCUACACAGAUACUUUUCCUCCAGUCCCUGUGAAACCAGAUUAUACCUUCCACGGCAAGUUCAAAGACCGAGCAUCCUUUCUCCCCGUGGCGGAAAAACCAUGUCCUGCUUACGUGGCCCCAAUAAAAGUGAUUUGCCAGAUGGAGGGAAGCGGUCAGUGGCCUCGGGACAAGGAGGCCAUUCAGCGCAUCAAAGCUGCUUUCCAGUUGCAGCUGGCGGAAAUCCUGAACCAGCAACACCACCUGCUGUGCCGGCCAGCCGCCACCUACACCGAUAUACAUAAGGAUGGCUACGUCUUCCGCCUUCAAGUGGCCUCACGGGAGCCCCAGAUCCUGAAGGAGUUGGUCACCCCGGAAGGGAUGCUGAAGUACCAGGACACCAGAAUAUCACAGCAGCUGGAACUUGAGACCAUACAUCUGCCUGUCUUGACUAGCUCGCUCCAUGGGCUGCAGCAACAAUAUCCGGCUUUUAGCGGCAGCUGCCGUCUCGCCAAGCGAUGGAUCAACGCUCAGUUACUCAGCGACAGCCUCACGGAGGAGGCCGUGGACUUAUUAGCGGCCUUCCUUUUCCUCUCUCCAGCUCCCUUCACGGCACCCAGCUCUCCCCAGGUGGGCUUCCUUCGCUUCCUUCACCUGCUCGCCACCUUUGACUGGAAGAACAGCCUUCUGUUGGUGAACCUCAACGGAGACCUCAAAGAGGCAGAUUGUGUAGCCAUCAGAAGCCACUUCUUGGAAGCUCGGCCUCGUCUCCCGGCCAUGUUCAUUGCUACCCCGAAAGACCAGAAAUUAUCAGUGUGGACCAGAGAGAAGCCAUCGCCUCAGAUCCUUCAGCGCCUCCUUGUACUGGCCCAAGAGGCCCUUCAGGUGUUGGACAAGCAGCUGAUGGACCCUCUGGGAACCCAGGAUGUGAAGAUGGCCUUCCGACCUCCCUUGGACCUUUACGAUGUCCUCAUCCACCUGAACCCCAAGCAGGUUCCCAGGUACCUGGAGGCCGUGGACCGGCCCACCAUGUCCUUCUACCGGGGGAUGUUGAAGAGCAGCAGUACUACAAAAACCAUUUCUUUCCCAGUGGUGGAUUACGACCCCGUGCAGUGCUACCUGCAGGAGCUCCGAGAAGCCUUCAGUGACUUCGCCCUGUUCUUCUACGACAAAUACGGAGGAGACGUUAUUGGGGUCCUCUGGAAGCCCUCGGCCUUCGAACCCCAGCCCUUCAAGGUAUCAAAUGUUAAAGGAAGGAUGAUAUCCAGAGUAAGUUCUCAGCCAACCGUAGUUCCAAACGUGGAGGCUAUUUUGGAAGACUUCAAGAUCUUGGGGGAAGGCCUGGUCAAAACGUUGGAAGCUCGGACAGAGAAAUGGUCCAUCUAGAAUCACCUGGAGCCCUCCUUGGAUUUGGAAAUGCUGAGGGUGGGUUCUUCUCACCCGUAACUUUUUUUUUCUUUAGAUUUUUCCUAGAUUUUUUUAUUACAUUGUGAUUGGAAACUCUUUCCAUCCUAGUCUCCUUCCAAAAGAUGCAUUCAGUUCAGAUGAGCCUGAUGCCUCCAUUAAAGGACUUUAUUCAA
Pantherophis guttatus is the source of this 3875-nucleotide messenger RNA. It is a transcript of the gene NOL6, whose product is annotated as nucleolar protein 6. The record is from RefSeq and is a predicted model, not a curated record. Gene Ontology annotation, cellular component: small-subunit processome; CURI complex; UTP-C complex. Gene Ontology annotation, biological process: tRNA export from nucleus; rRNA processing. Lineage: Eukaryota; Metazoa; Chordata; Lepidosauria; Squamata; Colubridae.